GCAAUUUUAUCGGAAAAAUCUUUUUUAUGCAUUUAGCACAUAACCUCGACUCGCGCACAAUGACCGUUGUUGUUUCGAAACUCCGACGACAUUCGACCGACCCAUCCGCGUGCGCGGAGUCGUCCUCCCAUAGUCCCAUCCUGCGUGUAUUGUACCAAAAUAAAAACACAAGUGUUACGGUUUUGAGCUUGUCCAAAUUACGCAGUGCCUCUUAAAUUCAAGUAUCGAUAAUUUAUCGCAGUCCUUCGUAGCAUCAAAGGGAUUUAAAAUAAACGCAUUCAAUGUAGAGAAUACGCAGCAUAUUUUGUCGCGCUGCAAGUGCAAGUGCAAUCGACGAGAGAUUAUAUAUCGCGAAUUCACGAGUUACUUUUUUUGAUAUUUUUUUAAUGAACCGAAACAACCUCAGUGCGCAAUGCCUGCCGAGGCUGAAGUCAGCAGCGCCGAAUCGUCUUCUACAUCUCAACAACGCGUGCUAAAUCUUAAGACGGUGGAAAAUACAGCAAGUUUUCAAGAGAAAAAACGCAAAUUAGUUGAUGAAUCGAAAUACCAGUGUGUGGUUUGUCAAGUUAAUAAAAAUUCUUUGAGCGAGCUACAUUGGCAUCAGACCUAUCAACACUCAACAGAAGAGCUCUCUUUAUCAGUGAUUGGUUGGAAAGACAUUGUGAAAAUUGUUGGUCCACCUGCCAAAGAAAAAGAAGAAAAAGAAAACAGCAACAAACGCUCAAUUUGGAAUAGUUUCUCAAAGAAACCAUCUCAAUUUUAUUAUCUCUCCAGCAGCAUCCUGGGGGUUCAAGAUAAAUUGCAAAAUAAAGCAAAUCUGGAGACUCCUAUAGAUUGUUCCGUAACACUAACAAGAGUAGAAGAAGUAAUAGAUUUACCUGUAAAAGCUGAAAAACUAAUCACGUUAGUGUCUAAACCCACAAAAAUAAUAAAAGAAGAAAAAGAGGAAUAUAAACAGGUGACAACGAAGGAAAAAGCCUUAAAUUUACAUAAAUAUAAGGAAGAAAAUAAUAUGAGUGAUCCAGAGGAUAUGAUAUAUGAGAAAUGGGAAAAAGAAUUGAAUUGGAUGAGAGAAAUAAGUAUGGAAGAGUUCAACAAGGGAGCCAGAGCUCUUUGCAAUGAGCUAGAAGAUUAUAAAAGAUUAUGUGCCUUGAAAAAGGCAUCCAAAAGAAAAAAUGUUCUAUGAACAUUUUAAAUUAUAUGAAUUUUUCUAGUAGGUUUUGAAAAGAAUUUUU
Molecule: messenger RNA, 1235 nt
Organism: Trichogramma pretiosum
Lineage: Eukaryota; Metazoa; Arthropoda; Insecta; Hymenoptera; Trichogrammatidae
Exons: 2
Coding region: 413-1186 (257 amino acids)
Source: RefSeq, a predicted model, not a curated record